Molecule: messenger RNA, 1671 nt
Organism: Fusarium musae
Lineage: Eukaryota; Fungi; Ascomycota; Sordariomycetes; Hypocreales; Nectriaceae
Exons: 4
Coding region: 1-1671 (556 amino acids)
Biological process (GO): G2/M transition of mitotic cell cycle; positive regulation of G2/MI transition of meiotic cell cycle; positive regulation of G2/M transition of mitotic cell cycle
Cellular component (GO): nucleus; cytoplasm
Molecular function (GO): protein tyrosine phosphatase activity
Source: RefSeq, a predicted model, not a curated record
AUGCUCCCUAGUUGGGGUAGUCGAGAUGUCUUUCGCGGGCACCCCCAUUACUCUACAUCUUCUGUCACAUCUGCAAGCAUGAGCCUGCGCGAGCAGAUGCACAAGCAUUCUGGAGACUAUUUCAACGUCAAGGACGUACGAGGCUCCUCGCCCGCUGCGAGUUUGGCUGCUGAUCUUUCCCAGAACUUCCGACUUGACAGCGAUUCGAGUCCUCAGUUCCCCACUCCCAGAAGAGCACUCUUCACGGCUGGCAUGAUGGGCAGCUUGGAAGGUCGAGGUGAGCAGGACCAACAAGAUUCAGUCACAACUCCCCCAUUACCAUCCUCGUCGCCUGCCCCACUGGCCGAGCUCAAGGAAUUAAUGGAGGUAUCACCUCUGCCUCACAAGGCACCUUUCUUCACCCAGUUCGAGAUAACUUCUCCAACUCCGGGGUCUACACCAGCCGCUGACGAUGAAAUGAUUCUUGAUUCCCCGGCUCCUAUCUCUCGGCAGUCUUCCUUGGAACCUCCCAAGCCCAUCAUGGCUGAAAACCGUAGAAUAGCUGUGCCACGGAGACCAUCCCUAACCCGGAUGAAGGGUUUCAGUACCACGGCCGUACCAAGUCGCCAGGCUGACACGGAACUGCCUCCGUUCCGCUUCGGUGCUGGCUCUCGCCUGAAUCAUACCAGCUCCAAUCUGUCUCUCAGCGAAUGUUUCGAGUCGACAUCACCACCUCAGGAGCGCAGGCCCGCGUCUGCCAACAGUCCAUGCCCUGGUCUUUCUGUCGGCCGCGCUAGACCCCAAUUCCUCAACUUCAAUGCAUGCUCUCGCAGCAAUGGCUCUCCUUCCAUGAACUCACAUUCCCGGCGACAGUCCAAUCCCUUUCUCAGAAAUCGAAAGCAGUUCCGUCGGUCAUUAAGCAUGUUCGAGCAUCCCGCUGACAUAAUGAAGAGCAAUUCAGAGGGAGAGGAGACUACUUCUUCCGCGCUUCAAUCGGUUAUGGAUGUGGAGGAGGCUCAAGAGCCCGUUCUCCCCCAUUUCCUUUUGGAAGACCCCACCGAUACCAUUCCUCGCAUCACUCGAGAGACACUCGUCGACGUCUUGGAUGGCAAGUACAGCUCCCACUUCGAUCAGAAGAUCGUGAUCGACUGCCGAUUUGAGUAUGAAUAUGAGGGUGGCCACAUUGACGGUGCUGUCAACUACAAUGAUAAGGACCUGCUCACAAAUCAGCUCUUCCAGACUCCUAUGGAUGGACGGACGCUUCUCAUCUUCCACUGCGAGUAUUCAGCCCACCGUGCCCCCCUGAUGGCUCGUCAUGUUCGAUCUGAGGACCGCACCGUGAAUGCUGAAUUCUACCCAAAACUUACAUACCCCGAAGUCUACAUUCUAGACGGUGGGUAUUCGGGCUUUUUCACCGAACACCGGGGCCGUUGCUAUCCUCAAGAAUACGUUGAGAUGUCCGAUGAGGCUCACCAGCGCACUUGCGAACGCGAGAUGGGCCGAUUGAAAUCUCGUAAAGGUCUCAGCCGUGCCGCGACCUUUGCUUUUGGUCAACGUGAGCCUUGUGUGGACGAGUCACCAACUGCUCCCAGCAGACCUCAGUCACGAACUCUCCAUGCACCAAUCUCCCUCCUUGGUGCCUCCCCCAUGAUUGGCGAUCGAUCACAUGCUCGCCGUAUGGCCUCUUACUAG